This is a messenger RNA of Oreochromis aureus, 10446 nucleotides long. Its product is annotated as cingulin-like protein 1. Gene Ontology annotation, cellular component: myosin complex. Lineage: Eukaryota; Metazoa; Chordata; Actinopteri; Cichliformes; Cichlidae. The coding region runs from base 682 to 3393 and encodes 903 amino acids. The transcript is spliced from 24 exons. The record is from RefSeq and is a predicted model, not a curated record.
UGGCCACACCCACAAGGAAACUCCUGUCAGGCAGACUCAGCAGGCUGUCAGUCGGCAUCAGAGCACCGCAGAAAGGAGGAGGAACAGUCUCCAAACUUCCAGCGGAACAAAGAGGAGUUUCCUGCUUCGUUGGAGAAACUCCGGCAGCUAAUAGAAGAAGAAGUUCACAUCCUAGAAUCAUCCAUUGUUGAUCAGGGUUUGGUGUGUGAGGACACGACAGGAAAAGAGGGACUGUUGGGAUUUGCUGUUCUGAGCCAAGAAUUGACCUUUCACCUCCAGCAGUUGCAGAGACAGACAGAGCAAGAGCUCCGCAACAUACGGACACAACUCUUUCAGAUUGAAGGCCGCCAGCAGCUGCUGACCACUGAGCUGUUUGAUCUUCAGAAGAGGAAGAAACAGGCGGAACAAGAGCUGAAGAGAAACUCCUGCCUUCAGACAUCCACACUUCAGUUGUCUGCUUGUCGGGAGCUUCAGGACUCGAUCACUGAGCAUUUGGUCCAGUCUGAGAGGCUGGUGUUCCAGGAGGAGGCACUGAGCACGCUCCAUAAUUUACUGACCCAAGACUUGCAAAGGUACCAGGAAGAGAGAGAGAAACUGACCCAUUUUGCACAGAAAAUACUCGGAAAACCCCACAGGGCAGACGGAGAGGAAACCUUUACCAAUAGGCAGAGCGAAACCAGCAUGCAGGGAAAGAACGAGACAGAAAACAACAUGCACACACCCGAGUCGUCUUCCGUACAAUCACCACUUAGUCCUCAGCAGACUACCACCAAAGAAGAGUCACAGCAGGCCAGGAGAGCCAGUUAUAAGAGACCAGUAGGCCUGACUCGCAGUUCAGUGCAACGAGCAGGCAGCAUCAAAGACCUGAUUACUAGGUUCUCAGGUCCGGAUCACCAGGUCUCACCUUCCGGUUCUCCACAGAGCCCUUUUAUGGGAGCUGAACGAGUCCAAAAGUCGGCUUCGAUGGAGGCUCUGGAGUCUUCAAAGUCAAGUCCAUCCACACCGAUCAGUAACAGUCAAGAUGGAAGUUCUAUUCCCAGCAUCAAUGUGACUCCACCCUUCAAGGAAACCAUUCAAAAUGGAGUUGGACCAGUUCAGAAAGGUUCCACAACUACUCAGAUAACAUCAAGAAUCAAUUUUCCAGUAGUGGACGGUGCUGAGUCAAGAAGCCAAACAAACACUGGUAGAGACUCAGUGGCUGACUCUGGAAUGGGAUCGGAGUCAGAACUGGAUUCAAACAAGCAGCUGGACAGCCCAUCAGAGGAGGAACCCUCCACGCCCAAAGCAAUGAUAAUCAGCCAGAACCCGAAAUAUCAGCUGUACCUCAACAACGAUCUGAAGACCAACGGGUUGAGUGGCAGGGAUGCAGAUGGUCCAGGAAGCGGCGGAGGGUCAAUCGGGGAGAAUGGCCCCAGGAUGUCCCGAUGGGAGACCACCCGGAUUGGGGCGAACCAUUACAAAGGGUCCCUGGAGUGUUUGGCCUCACGAGAUUGGGACACUAUGUCUGACAGGUCAUUGACACGUGCCCAGUCCUGGAUGAAUCUCAAAAAACAGAUGGGUGUCAUUGACAGCCCCCCCAGAGUGUUUAACAGUCCAUACUCCCAAGCCACCUCUUUGGAGUACAACCCCCCUUAUCGAAUGUCUGAAAAGGGUAAACUGUCUCCUGCCACAUCUGAGAUGAACCUGUACACCUAUAACAGUCGCAGCACGAGUCCGGUGGGCAUACAGACGCCGACCCUCAUCUCCGCCCGCCCCCGUUUCUCCACCUACGACACUCUGAGGAGGAGGACAGAAGUCGUCAACACGGUGGUGCCCACACACUACAGCAUGCGCUCUUCCACUCUAGGAGCACCCAAUAAAAAAGACUACAUAGCAGAACUGACCAAGCAGCUGGAGACCAUUCAGAGACGCAACCAGUUCCUGGAGGCAGAGAGUGUGGAGAUGGAGAAGGAGAGGAACCAGAUCAGGUUUGAGAUGCGCGGCCUGCUGGUGAACAACGAGGACCUGCUGAGAACAAACACACAGCUGAACAACGAGCUGAAGCGGCUGAGGGAGCAGAUGAUAGAGAUGGAGAGAGAGAAUCAGUCCAUAGGGGAGCGGUUCAGAGAGAUGGAGAUUGAGGUGAAGCAAGCAAGAGAGGUGAUGGUGGAGGCCAACACUCAGGAGUACGCCUUCAACUUCCUCGAGCAGUCGCUCAAAAAUAGGAUCCAGGAUGCUGAGGAAAAUCUGGACAAGCAGACGCAGCACGCUCAGACUCUGGCUGAGAAGUUGUGGCUGGCAGAGAGACAGCUGGAAGACGUGGAGAGUGACAAAGAAAGCAAAGAUAAGAAGCUGUCUGACCUCAGCAACACCAUCCUCAGGCUGGAGACUGAGCUGGGUGAGGCCAUGGCGGUAUCCACUCAGGCUAAUGCAGAUAUGAACCUGCAGCAAAAGCUGCGUGAGGAUGCCCAGAUGAGGGUGGACGAGCUGGAGGAGUCCCUGCUGGAGAAGGAGCAGGAAGUGCAGAAACUGCAGAUCCUUGUGACCAAACUGCAGGGAGAGGUCUCUGGUAAGCUGUUCGAUAGAGAGCGGUCGCUGGAGGAGGAGAUUCAGCUGAGAGAGAGGCUUCAGCUGCAAUGUAAGCAGGCAGAAAGGACUGUGGACGACCUCACCAUGGAGCUGCACAGCACGAACCAAACCAGAGACGACCUGGCCAAACAGCUCAAACUGGCUCAGGAGAAGAUAAUCGACCUGGAGAGUGAUCUGGAGGAGCUGCAUGACAGCGAGCAGAGAUGGGCCGCCAAGCAAAAGAGAGCCAUCGAACAGACCGAGCAGCUGCAGCUGAAGCUGAUUCAGGAGAAAGAUUUGAAUGAGCAGCUGGAAGUUGAGAAAGUGUCAAUGGAAAGACAGCUGCGUGAGCUUCGUCUGGAGGUGGAGGAACUGCGGAGCAACAGAGUUCAGGAGGAUGUCAUCUCUAGGACGGAGAUCAGAGUCAAGGAACUGGAGAACUUACUGAGGGUUGAGGAGAGGAACAAAGCAACUCUGUCAAACACCAUCAGUAAGCUGGAGAGGAAGAUCAACGAGCUGAGUGAUCAGAUGGAGGAGGAGCACCGGAUAGCUACUGAACAGAAAGACCUGAUGACCCAGAGGAUCCGCUCUCUGAAGCGCCAGCUGAAUGAGGCUGAGGAGGAGGCAAGCAGGAAGGAGGCACAGUACCGGCACACCCAGAGAGAGCUGACUGAGGAGAGGGAGACAACCAGCCGCCUACAGAAGCAGCUGCUUGACCAACACCUGCAGACCAAGCGUAAGGAGACCAUGACAAUCCGUCAGACUCUGGAUAACCUGAGGUUGGACCUGAGUGACGACGACGAUGAUCUGACACUGGAAAAUAGUACAAAUGUCACCAAAGUCUAAAAACCCCCUCACUCUAAAUUCCCUCAGCGGGAAACAUGUGUAUAACCAAAUGAGAAGAUUUUUUUUCCUUCCAGGCUUUAUUGUUUGUUUGUUUUUAAACAGGAAAUGUCCACAGGAUAGUCACUCUUUAAUACCAUCAGGAAAAUUACAUUUCUGAAAAUCUGAAAGGACAAAACAAUUCUGCAUGUAAAUGCACCACAAGUCCUGUACUUUACUGUGUUAGCUCUGUUGUGCUAAAAGCUGAAAUGCAUUUUUUUCCUUUACAUGCUCUCCGUGUUUGCUAAAGUGUGAUUCUCUGCCCACAUUUUAAAUGUUAAUUCAAAGGGUAGUAACUCUUGUUUGUCUUACCUGGGAGUGGCCCAGUGAAAACAAUUUCUAAAGCAUCUCCUAAAAAACUUGUGGACUUGAUCGCCCUCUUCUGUUGAUCAGGAAGAAAUUCAACCGUCUAAAGUGAACGACAGAAUCACCUGGUGGACUUUCUGCCUCCCUGUUCUCCUUAAAGCCACAAUCUGCUCGUUUGCCAAAGAAAAUAAACCUACAGGAGUUUGCUGCAGAGACAUGUUGACACUUAUACUGCAAAAGAUGUAACUGCUGUGACAUCGCCCACCUAUCAUUCAGAGCAGUCACACCCUUAAACAAACUUGCUUUAAAUUAUAAUAAGUUAUGCAAGUUGCAAGUUAUGCAAAAAAAAGUUUUAAACUCAUUUCUGAGGGAAAGCCAGUUCCUGCUUGAUAUUGACCCAUAUUACGGAAAUAUUAUUUAGAGUACUGACAUAAUAGGGAUUUGAUUAAGGUGCUGUGUAGUUUUGAAUCCAGUUGUUCCACCAGUUGUUUUAGAAUGAGCUUUAGAAUCAGAGCUCUCCAGUCUCUCAGCUUUUGUAUUAUUUGAUGGCUCUUUAAUAGCAGUUCUUUCCUAAAGAGGGUUUUUUCUACAUUCAUACAUGCAGUAUUUGGAUUCUGACAUAUUAGAAGAAAUAGCAAGAUAAAUCUGGUACAUGUGAGGGAUCUUUAAGUAACUGUGUAAUUCAAAUCAAAGCCCAUUAAGCAAUUAUUUAUAUGAAGUGUGUGUAUGUGUGUGUGUGUCUUAUGUUUGAGUUUUUUUUUUUUUUUAUUAUUAUUUCUUAGUGGGGAAAAGUUUUUAUUUUAUAGAAAAAAAAAAAAAAAAUACAGGAGGACUUCCGAGUUCAGUUUUGGGUAUUUUGGGGGUUUGCUGCUGUAUAGAUAUGACCUAUUGUGCCUCCUGCAUGCUGUACAUGAGAUAAGCUUCAAGGCUAAGAUUUAUUUCAAAAAGAGGACAAAACGAAUGAGGUGUUUACUCUGGUCUUUUUUAAACAUGUAAAAAUGUGUCGUAUUGAGGAGGGGAAAAAAGAUUACGUAUGCAGAAAUGAGUUGGAUUCACAAAAGAAAAUCCUUUUUCCUACGAUUACCUCAAUUACUUUCUAAUUUAUAUAAAAAGUCAAGAUUCUGUAAUGAGACAGGAAAUCAGAACUUUAACCCAAUGUUUCUUUUGCACACUAACUGAAAAAUUACAACAUUCUGAUCUCGUAACUUACCUUUGCAAUUUUAUAGUAAUGCAUUUUUUUCUUUUGUGAAUGCAAUCUUCAUUCAUGUAUGUAUUCUGAUUUUGGUUUAAUAUUCUGCAUAAUUUUAUUUGGAGGAUAGUUUUGUUUUUUAAGAAAACCAAGCAUUCAGACAAAAACAAACUAGAUUGUUGAAUUAAAAUCAAGAGUGGAAUAUUAGCAUAUUUUACAGUCAUUCUCAGAUAUCAGUAAUAUGCAAAAAGUAGUUUGAAGGAUGUCUGUUAGAAAUAUAUUAAAAGCUAAUAUUCACACACAAUUUUAAUUCCCUGCUAUGUUUACAUUUUUUAUGUUUUUAGCUUGUUUGGAAACAGGAGUUUAAAUCACAAGUUUUGUCUAGGUUGCUGUAUCUCAGCUAUAAUAACUACACUACUGCAUUUUUUUUUUCCUCGUAGCAAAAGAAAAUGAGGGUAUCUACAGAAAUGUAAAAAGAAACUAAAUAUGCUGACUUAUUUUUGUAACUAUACUUCACACGGUUCCACUAUUCUUGGGUAUUUAUUUUUCCGUUUUCUCUUUUGGUGAGAAGUUUCUUACUACAAGAUAAAAUAAAUUCUUCUGCACUGUGAAUUUGAGGUGUUCUUUUUUUUUUGCGCUGUUUUUGAGAAGUAAAUGACUUAAUGGCCUUUUCUGGGGAGAAGUUACUAAAAAUAUAACUGCACAAUAACAGAGUUUAGGAUUAAAUUUGAUGUAAUGUUGUUCUGCAUUAGUCAAUGAAAUACAAAAAACUAUACUUUUGCCAACUUGCUUUUCAAAUACACAAUGCAUAGAAAAAAAACCCUAUUAUAACCACCAUUUUAUUUUCAUGUAGCUGACUUCAAAUGUGCUUUGUUACAUUUUCUAUUUUGUGUAGGUAAUAAGUAAAGUUUUUAAACCGUUAAAAAAAAUUAAUUACACAUUUAUUAGCACUGAAUUACAAGAGCAUUACCCAUGUAAUGUUGAAAAAAAACAAAAAAAAACAAAAAAACCCUGAAUGGUAGGUUCUGCCAUUGCAUGAUUUACAAUUAUGAAGCCACAGAUUGCAAGAUUGCUGAUACAGUUUGUCCACUGCAUUUUUAGAAAUCUUGUAAGUAAAACUUUUUCUUUAUAGGCUAGAAAUCUUUAUGUUUAUAAGUGACAAAAAAAAAAAAAAGAAAAAGAAAAAAGUAGUCUUCACUUCAAGGAAAUAUAAACAAGUUCACCAGACUGGGGAUUUCCAGCUUCUCCCCGUGAAAGAACCUCAGUGAUAUCUACGAGGACGAGAUUCACAAAGCAUUAACAAACUCCUUUGUAUUUGUAUCAAUUAACCUAGCAUGACUACACACAAGCAAAAGUACAAAACAAAGACAAAACAUCAGAAAGUUAUUAUAGUACUAAGUUCAUUUUUAAUCAGCUCUCAAGUUGCAAAGUCAAUCAAUCUAUAACAAAUGCUUCGGCUAGAUAAAAUGCAAACAACUGACUCUACAAAGAUACUCAUCAAUACAUACACGUUCAGUUCCGGCUUAUAACACUCUCAAAACCUUUUUGCUUUUUUUUUUUUUUUUUUUUUUUUGUUCCUUUUUACAUUUUACAACUGUUACAAACAAAACACUAGCAUCGGUGUCAAAGGCAACACAAGUAUUAAAAUCAUGACAAAAGAAGCUGAAUCACAAAAAAAAAAAAUUCCCCAAAGUUUUGGUCAAAUGUUCAGGCAGGUUUGGUUAUUUCACCAUUAAAUCUUGAUUUUGGUCUGAUAGUCAAUACCACGGCAGGGCAUUCCUGUCCAGAAGAUUCAAUAACUGGACUGACUUUGGGUUCUGUUUUGUUUGUUGUUGUGAGGAAAAAGUUUUUCCUGAAAUGGAAGCAGCAUUGAGCAUUGCAUAAGAAUAACACAACUAUUUUCCUAAGUCAUAUAAAGAGUUAUCACAUUAAAUAAUAAUCACAAAAAUCAAAAAAUGUAAUGAUAUUUAGUGCUGACUCAGAACAGGACCUACUUUGCGCCACAUUAGGUGAAAACCAAAAAACAAGUUCUGUCAAUUCCAUGAUGUCACAUGGGUUGCAUUUAAAACCAACUUUGUGACAAAUAAAUUGUCUGUUUAUGAGAUCACAAUGCAGGAAAUUGUGUAAUUGUUGUUUUUGUAUGCUUUUGUUCACUUAUGUAGGCAAUUUGCCAAAAAAGACAAUGCACAAUAGAUAAGGUUAAAGAUCAGCAUUAUGGUCUUUAGAUAUUCUAACAAUAUGUGACACAGCACACGAAACAGCCAAGCAAUCAGGAACAGCAAGACUUUCCAAUAUUUCACGUUUGCUAUCUUAACUUGACUGUCUGCAACUAUCUCUGAAAACUAUGUUGGAGAAAAAAGUCAUUUACUGAACAGUUUCUGAUGAAUAAGCAGCAAAUAAAUAAUGUGCUACUUUGCUGAAAAUCCUCGUGCAGCAGACCCCUGCUCAUUUUAGCCACGCACUCUUUAGGUAUGUAACCCAACCUAGGGAGUGAAUGAAAUGUGCCACCUCAAUGAUGCUUUUCUGUACCUGGCCUGUGGUGACACUGCUCUGCAGUGUGAUGAGAACAGUUUCUUGUGAACCUAGUGGAGUUUUUGAAUCGAGGUUAAUGAUUUCCAAAAGAGUAUAUAUCCAUCAAAGUCAUACAAACUACAUGAAAAGAUUGAAAAAUAGAUUUCAUGUAUCAAACAUCAACUUGGAGGAACAUUGUAAACUUUAGCUGGAUUAUGCUGCAUCACACAUUGUUAUAAUUUAUCAAGCUUUGGAGCACAUCUGAAAGUAUUUUUUUUUGCUUUUUCAUGGGGAAAGAGAUGUGUUAAAAAAAAAAAAAGGCAGAAAAUGUAAACUUAGUUGAAUAAGUACUCUACAAUGGCUGUAGUCAAGACAUAGUCACAUUCCCACAGGCAAAAUUCAGAGAAGUGUAUAUAAUAGGUGCGGCCAAUCAUGUCUGCUUCCACAACAUAAAAAUGCAUAUAUAUAAGUUUAAUUCAUUUGCAUGAGCAAUUUAUCAAGGAAGCUAAAAUAUUAACAUAAAGGUGUAAUGAUAAAUGUAUUUGCAACUACCUCCUCCAGACAGAAACACCACACCGCGGUUGGUAUCAGAUACCUUUAUAAUGCAUCUUCGCUGACAAUAAGACGGCAGUGGCCAUCUGUAUCAAGUCGCAGCUGACAUGUCGGGGAAAAAAGAAUAAAAGAAGCAAAACAAAAGCAAACAAAAAAAACAAAAAAACAAAAAAAAAACAAAAAACUGGAUAAAACCAACAAAUUUUUUGCAGCUCCUGCAUCAGAAACACUGAACGCAUCACAGGUCAAUCCAUUCUCAUAGUGUCAAACAUGCUGACAGUGCAACAAACACACAGGCAUCGAUACACACAGUGAAAACUGAACAAACGAGUACAAACUGCAGGCAUCAGAGAGUAUUCACACACAGGAGAUCCAAAAAUAAAAGCUCUUAGAGGUACUUAGAUUGAUUUGUUGUUUUGAUAAAUCUGACAAUACACAAAAAACCCAAAACAUCUGACUUCUGUUCUCUUUUGCCUCUGAUUUAUAAUCUAUAAUCAAUAAUGCAUUAAAAUAUUCAGUAGCUCACAAACUUUACAGAGGAUCAGACAGAAGAGUUAUUAUAACAGGCACAACAUGACCGCAAACAGUGUAAACUUUCAAAGUGAAUUUAAAAACAACACUUAAGACACAAUAGGUUCAUGGAGAAAAUGACGGUCAAAAACAGCAACAAAUGGACCGAAGAUUUAAAAGAGAGACUGAAAUGAAGACAUGAUGAGCAAGAUUGGAAGAAAGGUUCAGGUAAAAACCGACAAUUUGUCCUAGAAGAUUGUCACAAUUAAAGGCAUUGGUUGGGGGAAAUUCUUGCCCAUUUGGAGAAGUGUUAAAAUCUCAAAUACAAAUAAGUUUAGUGUUAAACUGUUUGACCCAAGUUGUGAUUUUGACAUUGUAAAGUUAAUCAAUAUUGAAGCAAUUUCCCUAACUUUAUUAGUCCUAAUAAGUUGCAUGUCAUCUAGUUAAAGUAGUUAAGCAACUGCAUGUCAUGUUUUGCCUCAUAAUUUAUUUUCAUCAAUUUCUUUCAACAAAAAGAAACAUUUAACCAUUCAAGUCAAGAUUUUCAUAAAAUCAACACUUUGUUUUUCUUUAAAAACAGGACUAAUCAAUAUUUCCCUAAUAGCAAUAAUAGACAUGACUAUGUUAAAAACUGACACUCACAGAGAACUCACAAUUAUGCAGCAUGGUACGGAGCUUUUUAGCCUCUUUCAGCUUGUAGUUUUGGUUUUACGGCACGUUUACUACCCGGUUUGGUCUUGCUGCUCUGGCCAGCCCAAACAAUUUCAAGAAAUGGCAGACAGGCAAAAAACAAAGACACAAACAUUAAACAGCUACAAAUCCAGUUUAAUUUAUGGAGGAGACUCAACCAGAGCUAAGAGGAAGGUGAACAAUGGAGUAAAGAAAUACAACUCCAGUCUACAUGCACUAGAUGUGUAAAUCUGGCUACUGAUUGCUAACAUGCAAAGACUGCCACUUGAUCUUCUGCCCUCUAGUGGCCAAACGAUAGUUUUCUGCUAAAACAUCGCUCGCUUCAUGAAUAAAAGGUGGGCCAGAGUAAACUAAUAACCACACAUUUACUUCGUUCGUUUUACUGAGGUUUCUCUUCUAACUAUACUUUCAGACAUAAGUGGCUUGUACAUUAUAACUAUUUUACCCAUACAAACAACUUCUGCAUAAUUUACAACCAAAAUAAACAAUAACACCUGUAGAAAACAUACACGCUGAAAUGGAAAUGCUGCAAACCAGCCUACAAAAAGAGGAUUUUCUGCCAAGUAACUGGGAGACAUCCGAGUCAACGCUUCAUAUUAUCAGCAAAUUAUUGUUGAACAUCUAAAAAUCAAAUAUACUGUAAGUAGCACUUAAAUAUGGCACUGAAAUCAGUUGUUGGCAAAUGAAUAUGUUUAGCUGUCAAGAAAACUAAAGUAGCAAAUAUUUAUUUGAAAAAAAAAAAGUUAUUUAACACACUGUCAGAUUCAAUUUGUGGUUGUUUCUUUGCUUGUUAUAGUGUUAUGUGUAUGUAUUUAUUGUAACUUCUGCUGCUCUGUUGGCCAGGUCUCUCAUGAAAGAGAUUUUAAUCUUAAUGAGAUGUUUACCUAAAUGAAUAAAUGAAAAAAAUAAUAUAUAUACUUCUUCCUAAUGACCCAUUUGUUAAGGCCUGGUCUUUGAUUUGCUUUGAAUGACAGCCUACAGUAAACCCAGCGUGCUACAGCUUUACUCCUCCACAAGUUGGAACAGCUUUGAACUUUCUCAGCUGGUUCACAAAAAUCUACAUUUAUCAGCAGCCAAUCUAAUCUUUUUUUCCUCAAUAUUCUUUGAUCACAUAAGGUGUUAUUUGAUUUAUGGAAAACUGUGAGCUGCACUUUAAACACACACACACACACACACACACACACACACACACACACACACACACACACACACACACACACACACACACACACACACACACACACACACACACACACACA